This is a messenger RNA of Astyanax mexicanus (Mexican tetra), 3998 nucleotides long. It is a transcript of the gene grm6a, whose product is annotated as glutamate receptor, metabotropic 6a. Gene Ontology annotation, biological process: regulation of synaptic transmission, glutamatergic; G protein-coupled glutamate receptor signaling pathway. The transcript is spliced from 12 exons. Gene Ontology annotation, molecular function: adenylate cyclase inhibiting G protein-coupled glutamate receptor activity. Lineage: Eukaryota; Metazoa; Chordata; Actinopteri; Characiformes; Acestrorhamphidae. Gene Ontology annotation, cellular component: membrane. The record is from RefSeq and is a predicted model, not a curated record. The coding region runs from base 480 to 3212 and encodes 910 amino acids.
CGUUCACUCUCUCACCGCUUUUACCCUCCUCCCUCCUUCUCUUCCUUCUCUUCCUCUGCGCGCGGAAAGGUGCCGGAGAGCUGAGCGCGCGCGGGCAGUUCAGAGCAGAGUAUUGCAUUCACCUGCGAGCCCCCAGUCUCUCUCUCUCUCUCUCUCUCUCUCGUUCUCUCUCUCUCUCUUACUAAAUCACUAUCUCUUUCUCUUUCACUCUCUCUCUUUUACGCCCUCACUCUCCAGCGCGGUGGACGGACGGGCAUCCCGCGCGCCUCACUCUGCAGCCUGUAGAGCGGGCAGACGGACUGGGCAGCGCGCUGGAUGCUGGACCGGAGGAGACGGACUUACGCAGCGGGGGUGCACGCGCGCGCGCACUGCUGAGCACAGCCGAGUGACUGGGCGUCCUGUGAACUGGUCAGAAUGGGAACUGGAGGUUCCUGUUCCUGUAGUGGAUCAGAACUCUUGCUGUGAAGACUGACCACACCAUGACACCCCCCCUCCCGCCGCCGUUCCCGCAUCUUCAUCAUCAUCAUCAUCAAAGCGCCGCUUCCUUCCCGCCGAGUCGGAGCAGCUGGCACCGUCCCACAUGGCUGCUGUGGAUGCUGUGGGCGUGGCUGAGUCCGGCCUGGGCUCACCAGCACUCGCACCCUCACUCCAUCAAGAUCCCGGGGGACAUCACGCUGGGGGGCCUGUUCCCCGUCCACGCCAAGGGCCCCUCCGGCCUGCCCUGCGGAGAGAUUAAGAAGGAGAAGGGCAUCCACCGCAUGGAGGCCAUGCUGUACGCCCUGGACCAGAUCAACAGCGACCCGGACCUGCUGCCCAACAUCACUCUGGGCGCUCGCAUCCUGGACACGUGCUCGCGGGAUACGUACGCCCUGGAGCAGUCCCUCACCUUCGUCCAGGCCCUGAUCCAGAAGGACACGUCCGACAUCCGCUGCUCCAACGGCGAGCAGCCAAUCAUACGCAAGCCUGAGCGUGUGGUGGGCGUCAUCGGGGCGUCGGCCAGCUCCGUGUCCAUCAUGGUGGCCAACGUCCUGCGGCUGUUCGAGAUUCCUCAGAUCAGCUACGCCUCCACAGCUCCAGAGCUCAGCGACAACAACCGCUACGACUUCUUCUCUCGUGUGGUUCCUCCAGACUCGUACCAGGCUCAGGCCAUGGUGGACAUCGUGAAGGCUCUGGGCUGGAACUACGUCUCCACACUGGCCUCUGAGGGCAACUAUGGAGAGAGUGGAGUGGACGCCUUCGUCCAGAUCUCCCGAGAGGCAGGAGGCCUGUGCAUCGCCCAGUCCAUAAAGAUCCCCCGAGACCCCAAACCCGGAGAGUAUGACAAGCUCAUUAAGAGAUUAAUGGAGACCCCCAACGCUCGCGGGGUCAUCAUCUUCGCCAACGAGGACGACAUCAAGCAGGUGCUGGAGGCGGCUAAAAGAGCUAACCUAACCGGCCACUUCAAGUUUGUGGGGUCGGACAGCUGGGGGGCCAAGAGCACUCCGAUCCUGGACCAUGAGGACGUGGCAGAGGGGGCGGUGACUAUUCUCCCCAAAAGAGCAUCUAUUGAAGGAUUUGAUCAAUACUUCAUGUCCCGCUCUCUGGAGAACAACCGGCGGAAUAUCUGGUUUGCUGAGUUCUGGGAAGACGACUUCAGGUGCAAAUUGACGCGUCCGGGCAUCAAGCUCGACCCCGAGAAGAAGAAAUGCACAGGUAAUGAGCGGAUAGGUAGAGAUACUCCGUACGAGCAGGAGGGGAAGGUGCAGUUUGUGAUCGACGCUGUGUACGCCAUGGCUCACGCUUUGCACAACAUGCACCAGGACCUGUGCCCGGGGGCGAUAGGUGUCUGUGAUAAAAUGGACCCGGUGGAGGGGAGAUUACUGCUCAGCUACAUCCGCUCUGUCAACUUCAAUGGCAGUGCUGGCACCGGUGUUCUUUUUAAUGAGAACGGAGAUGCUCCGGGUCGAUAUGACAUCUUUCAGUACCAAAUGACCAACACAAGCAACCCGGGGUACAGAGUCAUCGGCCAGUGGACCAAUAACCUCAGGCUUAAUGUGGAGGAAAUGCAGUGGUCUGAGGGUGACCGGCAGAUCCCCGACUCCGUGUGCAGCUUCCCGUGCCGCCCAGGCGAGAGGAAGAAGAUGGUGAAGGGCGUCCCGUGCUGCUGGCACUGUGAGCUGUGCGACGGAUAUCAGUACCAAGCGGACGAGUUUAACUGCGAGAUGUGCCCGUUCGACAUGAGGCCCACGCCCAACCGCACCGCCUGCAGGCCCACGCCCAUCAUCAAGCUGGAGUGGCACUCGCCCUGGGCCAUCAUCCCCCUCUUCCUCGCCAUCCUGGGCAUCGUGGCCACGCUGUCCGUCAUAGUCACCUUCAUCCGCUUCAAUGACACGCCCAUCGUGCGGGCGGCCGGCCGAGAGCUCAGCUACGUGCUGCUGGUCGGGAUUUUCCUCAUCUACUUCAUCACCUUCCUCAUGAUUGCGGAGCCGGGCGCGGUGGUCUGCGCUUUCCGCAGGCUGCUGCUGGGGCUGGGCAUGUGCAUCACCUACUCCGCCAUGCUCACCAAAACCAACCGCAUCUACCGCAUCUUCGAGCAGGGGAAGAAGUCUGUGACUCCGCCCAAGUUCAUUAGUCCUACGUCUCAACUCGUCAUCACCUUCAUCCUCAUCUCUAUCCAGGUGGUGGGAGUGUUCAUCUGGUUCGGGGUGGUGCCCCCCCACACCACCGUAGACUACGAGGAGCAGCGGCCCCCGAAUCCAGAGCUGGCUCGCGGCGUCCUGAAGUGCGACAUGUCCGACCUGUCGCUCAUCUGCUGCCUGAGCUACAGCAUCGUGCUGAUGGUCACCUGCACCGUCUACGCCGUCAAGAGCAGAGGUGUUCCUGAGACCUUCAACGAGGCCAAGCCCAUCGGCUUCACCAUGUACACCACCUGCAUCGUCUGGCUGGCAUUCGUGCCCAUCUUCUUUGGCACGGCGCAGUCCACGGAGAAGAUGUUCAUCCAGACGACCACAUUGACCGUGUCAAUGAGCCUGAGCGCCUCCGUGUCUCUGGGCAUGCUCUACAUUCCCAAAGUGUACGUCAUCAUCUUCCACCCGGAGCAGAACGUGCAGAAGCGGAAGCGCAGCUUCAAGGCCGUGGUGCAGGCUGCCACCAUGUCCACGCGCCUGUCUCAGAAAUCCAACAGCGACAAGCAGAACGGCGAGACCAAGAUAGAGCCAGACCGGACGCAGUAGCAGCAGGAGGCUCAGACCGGCACACUCAGCUGUGGUGGACUGAAGGACUGAAGCAUCAAAGAGAAACUUCAGCAGAUCUGCAGACGGAUGAGUUUUUUGGUGGGAGGUCGAGCACAUGGACGCGGCGGCCCUGCGAAAAACUGCAGAAGCAGCAGGUGCUGACCGUGACAAAACCAACCUUUUCUAAACAAAGCCCAUUCUAGAACCUGUUCUCAAACUGCUGUAUAAAAAACUGCUGCAGUGUGAGGAGGCGCUGUUUCACGUGGACGCGUGGAAGAACUCUCAGUGGUGAUGGAUGUUCACCACUGGUUCCUGCUUCACGAUUCUGGACCUUAUUUUUUUGUUACGGACAAAAAAAAACCAAAUGGGAAGCGUGUGUGAGUCAGUACAGCGUCUGAUUUAGCAGUUUCGUGGCAUGUGGGAUGUUGGUGGUGUGUUUGCGUGUGUUUGUGUUUUACUUUACAGGAUGAUCAGAGGAGUAGGACUGCUCUAGGACUGCUCUACAGGAUACAGGAGUUAAACCAUAAAAACAAUGAAGUGAACUAAUCAUCAGUUAGCCUCUAAUAACUCAUCUAGUCCAUCAGUCCAGCAUUGUGUCAGAAUAUAAUAUGAGGUUUCCGUUCAGACUGUAGGUUUAUUUCAGAUAAGAUCUUUAUUAUGUAGGUUCUGACCUGUUAUUAAUGCUAGAUAGAUCAUCUAACUAGUUCAUUAUAAGUUCUUUAAAGGAGAACUCCAGUGUAAAAUUGACUUUUGUUGUAGUAAAACAUGAUAAAGAGUACUAACCUA